GAGCGAGAGGAAUAAGAAAGCUAAUGAGUGAGAGUGUGAGCAAGCGAGUGAGAGAGGGAAGAUGGCGUUAGUCAGCAAGACAAGAGAUGUCUUUCUCUGGUGUAUGUCAGUUAUUUAUCUAUUUGCAUUUGCGUCAUAUUAUGUGCAAAUUCCAGGUCUUUUGGGAGACAAUGGAAUUCUACCAGCCAGAGUUGUUAAGCUCAAAGAGGUCGAUUCAGUUGUGGAUUUCUUCCAAGGGGAAUUCACUCUGCUGCGGCUGAUGCCCUUCAUUGGGCUCACCCGAGAGACAGGAAUGGACCUGCUGUGCCUACUGGGUAUUCUCUUGUCAUUCCUGUGUAUGGUGAUGAAGUCUUUCCGGAACAGUGUAGAAUAUAGCUUCCUUUGGCUGCUCUACAUAUCUUUGUACUCAGUUGGCCAAACAUUUUUCUACUUCCAGUGGGACAUUCUUCUCUUAGAAGCAGGUUUUAUCACCAUUCUGGUAGCGCCGUUGAAUAUGUAUAUAUUUUUCUGGAAAACAGCUCCAUACCACCAUCAUGACAACAUCACGCUGUUUCUCAUCAAAUGGUUACUGUUUCGUUUGAUGUUCGCUUCUGGUGUGGUCAAGUUGACCAGCAUGUGUCCAACUUGGUGGGGAUUAACAGCUCUCAAUUACCAUUUUGAAUCGCAGUGUAUUCCAACUCAGCUAGCCUGGUUUACCCACCAUUUACCAAACUGGUUACUCCGAUUAAGUGUCACCUUUACAUAUAUGAUUGAAAUUUUUCUGCCAUUCCUAUUCUUUUCUUCAAUACGCCAUCUACGAAUGCUUUCAUUCUAUGCACAGGUACUUCUUCAAAUAAUGAUAAUUCUAACAGGAAACUACAAUUUUUUCAAUUUGCUUACAAUUACACUGUGCAUUUCAUUAGUGGAUGAUGACUUUUUCAAGAAACGAGCAAGUCACUCUCCCGAAGCUAAGUCCUUUUGGAAUCGAGUGGCAGACUGGAUUAUCACAAUUGUUGUCUAUGUCUUCCUUGGCUAUGUAUUGGUGGUCUAUUUUACUUUGAGAUUAGGACCAGGUUACACGUCACUUAAAACACAAAUAGCUUUUACGAAAAAGGAAUUCUCUGAUCUGCUGGCCAAAGUUGUACCUAUUACAAUAUAUAUCGGGGCUGUGGCCUUAGGUAUUGAGGUGCUCAUUUCUUUUGUCAGAUGUUGGAAGAAUGAGAAAGGACUUUUGCGUAAACUUUUGUCUUCAGUUGGAGUGACGCUAGUUGCAGUCCUUGCUGCCAUCAUGUUUGCUAUCAGUUUGGUACCGUAUACAGCCAUAGAUGUUGGCAGUAAUUCUAAGUUACCAGCACGCUUAAAGAUAUUACACAGCAGAUUAGACAGACUUGAAAUAACAAGCCAUUAUGGUCUAUUCAGAGUGGACCUUACUCCUUUCUUUGGGAGGGGUGUCAGAGGCAGGAUGACUGGUGUUGGUGGCCGACCUGAGGUUAUUAUUGAAGGGAGCAAUGAUAUGAAAGCAUGGAAAGAAUACCAUUUUCUUUACAAACCAGGAAAUGUUUCUCGAAGUCCACCAAUUGUCACACCUCAUCAACCGCGUUUGGAUUGGCAGAUGUGGUUUGCUGCACUGAGUGACUUCCAGAACAAUCCAUGGCUCUUAACACUUUGCUACCGGCUGCUAACUGGACAAAAGGAAGUAUUAGAGCUUAUGGAUGAGAAUCCUUUCCCAGACAAACCUCCGGUCUACUUGCGUGCCACACUUUACCAUUAUCACUACACAAGUCCUUACAUCAUGAGCAAAAAAUACUCCAAAGACAGUUGGUGGGCCAGGGAGAAGGUCAGCAGCUACAUACCAAUAAUUGACAAGAAUGACCAGGGUUUACUGCAGUGGUUACAACAAAAUAACAUCUUUGAGCCUGUUGAGUCUCAUAGCAAUGCAAAUUGGUUGAUGAAAUCUGUGUCAGCGAUACGAGAAUUAGUUGGACAGCCAGAUGGAUUCCUUGUGACGAUAUCUCUAUUUUGUACUGGAUUUGUCUUGAAUGUCACUAAGUAUUUCUUAUUUUAAGCUGUGCUGCCCUUUACAUGUUCCUCUGUCUUUCAUUUGCUUUGGGGUUUUUUUUUCUUUUAAUUUUUUUUACUUUCCUUCUAUCCUUUCCCUCCUCUCACCACCAUCCUAUCCACACUCCCCUCUGUACUCUUUCUUUUCUUUCUGCUUUGUGAAAUUCUCUGUGAGACGGUUCCAUUGUCUUUAAAAACAUGCUGUCAAAUCAGUUCAUAGACUAAACCAUUCAAUAUUAACAACGAUGACAACAAAAGCAGCGGAUUAUCAAGGAUUAACAGCAACGUUGAUGAUAGCAGCAGCAGCAUAUUGUAAAGAACGGCAAUGUAAUUGAUAAUUACACCACCACCCCAACAACAACAUCAUUCGUAACAACAUUUACAAUGUCAAAACUCUGUUAGCAGUAACAUCACCAACAACAAUAAUAAUGAAGAAAACAACAACAGUAACAUCAACCACCACUUCCACCACCACCAUUGACAUGUAACUAAACAAUUAUUUAAAGUAAAAUAAAAAGAAAAAAAUUUUAUAUAUAAAAAAAAAGAUGACAAAAAAUAGGCAAUAAAUCAGUAUUUUUACCCCCCUAAAUAGAUUCCCCCCCCCUUUUUUUUUUCUUUCCUAUUAUCCAUAACCUAUUUUGUAUAGGAUUUGAAUGUUGCUCAAGUCGACAUUGCCUUUUCAUCUUUCUGAGUUUGAUAAAAUAAAUGUCAAUGAAACAAUUA
Octopus bimaculoides (California two-spot octopus) is the source of this 2760-nucleotide messenger RNA. Its product is annotated as lipase maturation factor 2. Lineage: Eukaryota; Metazoa; Mollusca; Cephalopoda; Octopoda; Octopodidae. The record is from RefSeq and is a predicted model, not a curated record. Gene Ontology annotation, cellular component: endoplasmic reticulum membrane. Gene Ontology annotation, biological process: protein maturation.